Messenger RNA from Anopheles coluzzii, 5962 nucleotides. RefSeq names its product rho guanine nucleotide exchange factor 10. NCBI's taxonomy places the organism in Eukaryota, Metazoa, Arthropoda, Insecta, Diptera, Culicidae. The coding region runs from base 1925 to 4762 and encodes 945 amino acids. The record is from RefSeq and is a predicted model, not a curated record. The transcript is spliced from 3 exons. Gene Ontology annotation, molecular function: guanyl-nucleotide exchange factor activity. Gene Ontology annotation, biological process: positive regulation of stress fiber assembly; actin cytoskeleton organization.
GGGAGUUAACAAACGCACUGGUACGAUAGUGCAGCCACAUUUCCUAAUCAGCCGUCGAAGGGACUGGUGCUCUAGUGUUUGGGAAGCUGCGAUUGAAAAUAGGAGCUAAAGUGAUUUUGUUCAACAACAAAACAAAGCUGUGCUUCUAACCUGAGGUAGCUUUGCAAGCAGUGAACAUGUGUCUACUGUUUUUGAUACUGCUGAUGGUUGUGUACUAUUCGGUGUCCGGUAAUUUGGAGGAUUUGCCCACGGUGCCGCAAACCAUGACCGUGCGAAAGCGUGCGAAACCAAACCAAGACAAAAAAUCGUAAGCCUUUCAAGAAGCUUUGAUUGUGUUGGUGUGUUGUUUUUUUUAAUUUCCUUUUCGCUUUCAGUGUGAUGUUUAACAGACGUUUUAACGUCAGUGAUCGCAAGUUUUUGUGUGUUUCGGUGCGUUCAUCUGGCUCUUUUAUUUAAGUGUUGUUGCUGUUAUAUGCUUAAUAUUCAUCGAUGAUAUUCUCAGAUUACGAUAGUGGAAGGUAGAGCAUGUCUUUAGUUAUAUGAUAGUUUUUAUGAACUUUCUAUUAGGUAGAUACGUUUUACAGGAUAGUUUGGGAUGUUCGGAACAUCGAUGCAUAGCUUCGCUAUUUAUGUUAAUGCCAUCGUGAAUAAAACAUCUUCCCAACACCGUAAAAACCAACAAGCCAAACAUCAAGACUAUAUCAGAUCAAACCCCGUAUCUACUAUCUGCAAUCAAAUAAAUAGAUCUUAGCGGGUUUGAUGCAGAGGAAAGCACUAUAGACCCCCAGACAAUCAUUUGUUUUUUUUUCUUCUCUAGCUCAUAAGCGCAUUUAAAAUGCCCAGCAGUCGGAGUGGCUUCUCGCCCCUUUCUGGGAAGGAUUCAUGCCUUCUCUGGCCGUUUUUUGGCACUAAAGUUGUCAAGAACAUUGGCUUCAUUAUGAGGUUUCCCUUUUAAAACUUUAAGUGCGUUGUCUAUAACCGAUUUGAGCACAUUUGAACCUCUACGGUCCCGUUGGUUAGGACCUUUGCGGGAAAAACUUCUCUGUGGGCUACAAACUGUUCCAAAAUCACGUCCUAAUCGCUCACAUAUACUCAGUCGGCAACGUUGGAGCGUGCCUUAGUGGCCACAAACAAAGAAAACUGAACGUUCAAACUAUACCGUUGUUUUUCAAGCAGUACAAAACAUAAAAACCCAAUCAAAUCGAGGCAAACAACCUCAAGACCUAUAAAGAGAAAAUAAGUCUAAUGCAUCUUGCUCCAAGACGAAGGGCAAGAUUAAGGAUGUUGUUAUUUUUUGUUGUUGCUUUCCUAAUAUGUUUGCUUGCAUAAUAGGCAACACAGAGUGAGAGAGAGAGAGUGAGAGAGAGACUGGCUCAAGGUCAGGCUCAAGUGUUUGCUUUCGAAGCUAACUGGUAGAACUUCACGGAUUAACGAUGCCUUCGGGGGAGUUGGAACCGAUUUCUAGCUAUUGCACAGGGCAGGAACGCUUGUAUGCAGGACAUUGCAAUGUUCUGCCUAGGAAGUUCUCUUUUUGUCACUCUCUCUUAUUCUAUUAUGAUGGUAAUUCUGAUUGACAGUGAAUUUUUGACUGUAGCCGUUCGAUCCUAAAGCGAAUUCAAAUCAAACAUCCAUGUCGUCUAGUUAACUUAAUUAAGUUGGUUUGUGAAUUUGGCUCGAGAUGGCUGUUUGACGUCUAUGUACCAUGUGUGAAAUUAAGUUUUUUUUGUGAUGGUACUUCGGUACAAGAAUGCAUUGGAAAAUAGAUACAAAGCUAAAUCAAUUCACAUUCGUCCCCCACGUUCUACAGUCGUUUUUAAGCGCCCUUGUAAUGAAGGACACCACUGUAUCGCCGCCUGCAUCGGUCAGCAAUACACACUUCCACCAGCACCACCAUCCAUAGCCACCCUCCAGCGUACGGCUCUGGAUGGAGCAGAUGAUGAAACACUUUACCAGUCGUUGCUUGGGUUGCUUCACCUGGCAGGAGCGGCCGGACCCCGGCUCGGCCCCGAACGAGCCCGUUUAUAUUCCGCUGCUCGCCCCGCUACCGCUACACACCCUGCAGCGCGUCCAGCUGCCGGCCGGACUCCCGGACGACGGCCGGUCCGCCAGCGAUCGGAAACGCUGGUGGACGUUCAGCCAGUUUGUUACGCACGAGCAAAACUAUCUGGACGCGCUGCACAAACUGCAAUACGAACUGUACAACCCGCUGCUGGUGGACGAUGCCAUCGUCGAUCGGAACGUUUCGUACGCCAUCUUCGCCGUCCAUCGGCAGAUCUGCCGGCUGCACCAGUUUCUGCAGCCGCUGUUGGAGCGAUGCGUGCACGGGUGGGACGAGCGGAAUCGCUCGAUUGGCUGGCUGGUGUGGGCAAUCGUUGGCCAGCCGGCCCUGCUGCCCCUUUAUCGAUCCUUCGCCAGCGGCUACCCGGACGCGGUCGGACGCUUCACGCAAGAAAUGACGCGCAACUUUCUUUUCUCCUGGUUUGUCACCGGCCGGCUGCGCGGGCUGGGCGAGCGGCUCAGCUUCAGCGACUACUUCAUCGCGCCGGUGCAGCGUCUGCCCCAGCUCGUGCUGGAACUGCGCGAGCUGAGCGAGGCCACGCCUGCGUCCGACCCGGACCGGGCGGUUCUGGAGCGGUGCGUCCAGCGGGCGGUCUACCUUGCCGAGCAGCUGAACGUGGCGCGCGAACGUGCCGACCUGAUCCAGCGGGUGGUCGGUGGCGAUGGACGCAGGUGCCAGUUCCUGCACAGCGAGCUGCUGGUGGAGACUGGCGUCGAUGGCCGGCCUUCCGGCCCCCGGUGGCGGCUGGUCGUGCUGCUCAGCGACCGGUUGGUGGGUGUCGAUCCGGCACAAGGCGAUUUGGAGUGGGCAAUACCGCUGCAGGAGCUGCAGGUGGCCAGUCGACCGACGGACGGGUCCGUUUGCUCGCACGACACAUUCGGGUAUGUACGCGACUUUCAAACCGUAACGCAGAUGCGGGAGCUGGUGUGCACCUUCCACCAUCAGCAGCCGACGCUCGGCGAGGGAGUUUUCGCCGAGAUCCUAGAUACAAUCUGGUCCAUCGUGCUGCCGGCCAAGCAAACGGAACGGGAAGCAACCUUACUGCAAGUGCGAGGAGCGUCCGGCGAGCGGCACUACCUGAAGACGGGCGAUGCUGCCAGGAAACAGGAAUGGCUCGACUGGUUACGGCUGGCCAGGCUGGCUCUUCAUCCCACCAACGCCACUGCUUGGUGGGCCGGCGCCGCACACCUCCCGCAGGAGGCACCGCUCGAGCGACCCCUUCUUGUGCGCACGUUCCGGGCCGGCGACGGUCGCGGUGUCUGGAGCGUGAGUGGCACAAGACAAGCACACUGCACAACCACAAACACCCACCUCCCCACCUUUCCCUGGUAUCCGCAGGUAUCGGGCGGCUGCUGUUACGUGCCGCGCACCGACUCGCCCGCCUACACGAACGAGCUGUACCGCGCGUGGUCCACCGGGAAGCACAUCCUGUGGAUCGGCAGCAGCCGAGCGGCUGACGGGGACGGAGAUGGAAGCGGCAGCAGCCGCAUCUCGCUGUACACGCACGACCGCACGACGCACGCGGUGGACGAGCGGGCGUGCUUCACGCUGGCGCACGCGCAGGUGACCUGCCUCGAGCACGUGCCCGCCGGCUCGGUGGGCGAAGUGCCGCCCGAUACGGUGUGGAUUGGCACGCGCCGCAAGCUGCUCAUCUACUCGGCCACGCUGCCGCUGGUGGGCGCCCGGUUGGGUCAGCUGCGCGUCAAGGGCACGCCCAACCGGCUGCUGUACAGUGCGCGCCGCCUGCUGCUCGGUACCGGCACCGGGCGGCUCCUGAUCUUCUCCAUCCGGCCGGACGGCGUGUGGGACCUGCGCACACCGCAACAGCUAUGUCUGCACGGUGGCUCGGUCGAGGCGAUGGUUCCACAUCGAUCGCUCGUCUAUCUGGCGGCCGGUACGCGGCUGCACGUGUUCGACAGCGUCGCUGGGCUGGUGGUGCAAACGAACCGCUCGCCCGCAACGACUCCAGCCGAUCGGCAAGCGAUCGUGCUAAUCCGGUGCACCAUCCACGGCCUGUGGAUUGUGCGGCAUCGGUCGAGCGCGAUCUCGCUGUACCAUGCGCGCUGCUUCAAGCACCUACUGGACGUGGACGUGCGGGAGCUUGCCGGGCCGAUUCUUGCCAACGUCCAGCUGUCGGUCACAUCGCUCGCGAUUGCGGACGAUAGGCUGCUGUGGGUGGGCACGAAUGCCGGUGUCGUGCUGUCGAUGCAGCUGCCCGCCCAUGCCAGCGUGCCCAUCAGACCCGACCUGCACGGAGUCGCCUGCCAUGGACAUCUGCGCGAUGUGAGCCUGAUCCUGCCGAUGCCCUCGCUACGGAUGCGGUCAGCCGAAGCGGUUGACACAGUCCUGGAUCCCGCACUGAUAGACCUUCUGUAUGGAGGCACCAGAAACGGCGCUCGCGACUUCGUUGUGCGCAUGGUGGGCGUUCAGGUCGACCAGAUUGGCUACGUCGACACAGACAGCGAAGGGAGUCGUUGCGAUCAAACCCCAGCCUCGGAGGAAGAGGAGGAGUCGUGCGAACGGGAAGAGCACGAAGCGACCUGGGCUCCCAACUCCACGCUGAUCGUUACUGGCGGGCAAGGUUACGGACGAUGGUACCCCAAGACGACGGAUACGUCAGGCCUCGGCGAGUCUACUGACUGGACGAAAGAACCAAUCGAUGAGCAGGAAAACCUAAUUCUGUGGGAGAUGCGGCUGACUUAACGGGCGCGUUCAAUGUUGAGUGCAUGCUCGCUGUUGCUUGUUGUCACUGUAGGCUUUAAUCCUUUUCACUGACUGACUCUUUGAACUCAUCCAACUCCAUAGAUGUGAUUAGACACAACUGCUACUAACAAAGCCUCUCUUCCAUUUACUUAUCCCCAACUGCUGAAUGUCUAGUGAUGGGAACAGACGAAGAUUUCUGGAAUCAGCGUCUGGAAUCGGAGUCGAUUUCGGCAUCUCCAUGAGUGUAGGCGUUUGGGUCCUAUGCUUUGCUCGUAAACGAUCCAUACUGAUGAAGAUUCCGAGACUGAUAUUACUUCUGAAACAUCUGAAUUCAAUUUCAGAACUGAUUCUGAUUUCUGAGGCUAUUCUGUAUUUGAUUCCUGAGUCAAUUCUGAUGCCAGAAUCGGAGUCGGCUCCGGAAUCAGCUUCAAAAUCAGCCUCGGAAUAGGCUCCGAAAUUGGAAUCGACUCCAGAAUUGGAAUCGGCUCGGGAAUUGAUUCCGUACGCGGAAUCCGAUUGUGAUCUCCCACCAUUAGCCUUAAUGAGUAGUUGCAAGAUCUCCAAUGAAUGGCUAGGUAGUAGUAAAUACAUGUUUAACAUAGAGCAUAUAUAAUUCAGAAUGCUUAAUAUGAUGCACUACUUGUAGGACAAAACUUAACGAUAUAAACUUCAGUUACUUGGGAUAUCCCACUAAGUGUCUACCAGUAGAAGUCAUUCAACGUCUCCAUUGUACCAUUGUACCUAACAACCAGAUGUAACACACUACUAAUGUCAACGCAAAGCCAUUUCCAUACUCGGCUGUUAAAGAUUGAUGUGAUUAAUAAAACCCUCCAUGUAGUGUUAGCGGAUCUAACACCUGUUUGUAGCGUUGAUAACACUACCACCAUCUAACCAUCAGAUAAGCGACGAACCCCGAGUGGAUUUAAAUAAUGUCUUUGGCAAGUUUUCUUCUUUGCAGAACCCGAGGACGCACAUGAAGAAUUUGGCGAUUGAAAUCAUCCCCCCCCCUCUCAGUUGGAAGUCUUUCAUCUCCAACAGUUCCUUUGUGUGUCUGUGUGUGUGUGAUUGCGUCUGUGUGGCUGUGUGUGUGCUCUUGUUUUUUUGAAGAUGCUUUCCCCGGGGGGCGUGUAAACUGCGAAAGCAAAUAGUUUUUUUUUUUUUACCAGAGUUCACCGUAAUCACUUGUUCCCUUUUCCAUCU